Liolophura sinensis is the source of this 1594-nucleotide messenger RNA. RefSeq names its product cell death-inducing p53-target protein 1 homolog. Lineage: Eukaryota; Metazoa; Mollusca; Polyplacophora; Chitonida; Chitonidae. Bases 107 to 544 code for a protein of 145 amino acids. Gene Ontology annotation, molecular function: zinc ion binding. The record is from RefSeq and is a predicted model, not a curated record. The transcript is spliced from 4 exons.
UGGAGUUGAUAAGAAUUGUCAAUAAAUCGUUUGACAUACAUGUACAUUGUAAUCUGUUUUGGCCGAUUUCGCAAGUUAUUUCGUGUGCGAAGUGAAUCCCUCUAUCAUGAGUAGCACUUCAGCCCCAAAGGAUGCUCCCCCACCAUACCAGGGUGGAGCUGACUCAGGACAUAACCCACAGGAUCCACCCCCAAAGUAUGAGCCCCCAAAAGGGCCACAGGGUUACCCGCAGCCUGCUUAUCCACCACAAGGGUAUCAGUCUGGUGGGGUAGUGUACUCUCAGCCUCAGCCUGUCACUGUGAUACAGAUGAGUUAUGGCCCCAGCCCUGUCACCAUAAACUGCCCACACUGCCAGAAUCAUGUGACCACAUCCCUGGUUUACGAGACAGGAGCUCUGACUUGGAUUGUCUCAGGAGUGCUUUGCCUCUUUGGGUGUUGGCUGGGCUGCUGCCUCAUCCCAUUUUGUGUGUCAGAUCUACAGGAUGUCGUCCACAAAUGUCCCAACUGCUCAAACACAGUCGGGGUGUUCCGCCGGCUCAACUAGUGCUGCUCGGCUUUCGUAAAUCUAUAUAAUAUGAAAGUCAGUUUAGUCUUCUUGAGGUCUUCACAGAAAAUUUAUCUGUGAUAUAAGAAAAAUGUAUUUAAGUAAAUAUAUUAAUUGAGACAUAUUUUUCCUGGGAGUCACUGUUGUUAAAAAUAUUGUCUAUAGAGUUGUAGAGUUUUGGCAACUCUUUUUCUAGGCUAAGCACAUGUAGCUCUUCUAGUUCCUUCUCGAGUAGAGCAGUGCCAUGUUAUAAAUUAUGGCCAGGUGAUAUAUGAACACGUAUCUUUUCAAAUGUAAAACCUGUGUAAGGAAUCCUCUUGGAUUGGUCAUAGAUACUUGUAUGUCAUAGUAUGUGAUCAUACAAUUUCAUAUCUAUGUGCAUGCAACUGGGCUUAUGUUUAAAUGUACAUGUACAUCCUCAUGUGCCUUAAGCCUACAUGAAAAUUGCAUCUGUGGUGCUACAUACAGAGUAUAGAAAGAUAAAACUGAAAGUGUGUUGUAAGAGGUUUUAUAUUCUAAAGAUGUACAGCUUUCAGGAGUAUUGGGAUUUAGAAGUAAUUGACAGAAUGUAUGUUUAUAUUCCAAAGCUUCCCUCCAUUUUUUAAUGUGCCUUGUAAUAACUUUCUUCAGAAGUUUAAUAAAUAUUUUUCAAAAUGAUUUAGCUGUAUGAAAAAUUGUAUAACUUGCUUGUAUGCUAGGUGCUAGUAUGAGAAAUGAUUGUUUGCAAAUCAAGUAUUUAAUCACACUUUUUAUUCAAGUUGUUGAAGUGCCUUCAAAAGACAUCUGAUCUAACUUUCUUGGGUGUUUAUUGGUGAGGUGUUAUUUAUUUUGGGAAAUGGGAACAUGUAUAUGCUUUUUUAUCCUUACUUUGGUAAUAUUCUGUUGGUUUGAUUUUCUCACUUGUUAUAUCCGCCAUUUACAGGUAUUUUACAUCGUUCAAAUGUUAACUGUUUUAUUUCAUUUGCAGACAUCCGUAAAUUUUAGUGAGUCUUGCAAUGAAAAUACUAGGACAUGUAAACACAGAAUGAUAAAAAAUGCAAGGCACCUGAG